AUGAUUCCCUCCUCAGUACUCCGCGCCACGGCCGGCCGUGUCCCCCUCAGCCUCACCCAGGCUAGUGCCCAGCUCAUCCCUCCAAUCCCCCUCUACCGUCGCCUCCUGCGCGUGCACCGCAGCCUCCCCCACGAGAUGCGCUUCAUGGGUGACGCGUACGUCAAGUCCGAGUUCCGGGCCACUCGUUCCACCGACAACCCCGUGCACAUUGUCGCCUUCCUCACGCAGUGGAAGGCCUACCUCGAGGAGAUUGAGCGUGGCCUCACCGAUUCAGAGGGCAAGUGGCAGGGCCGCAGACUCGACCCAGAGGUGCUUGACAGCCUCAAUAAUGAGCAGAUCGGGCAGCUGUACGAGGUCAUGCACGCCGCCAAGGACGUGUGGAAGACGCCAGAGCAGCUCGAGAAGGAGGCUGCUGAGGCCGAGGCGCGGUCCGCAGCAGGCAAGGAGUAG
This is a messenger RNA of Cutaneotrichosporon cavernicola, 450 nucleotides long. RefSeq lists its product as uncharacterized. The transcript has 2 exons. The record is from RefSeq and is a predicted model, not a curated record. Lineage: Eukaryota; Fungi; Basidiomycota; Tremellomycetes; Trichosporonales; Trichosporonaceae. Bases 1 to 450 code for a protein of 149 amino acids. Gene Ontology annotation, biological process: mitochondrial respiratory chain complex II assembly; succinate metabolic process. Gene Ontology annotation, cellular component: mitochondrial intermembrane space; mitochondrion.